AACACAAAAAAUCCCCUUUGCUCAUAGUUUUGGCGGGAAAAUUAUCAAAGACAUAAUUAAGCUUAAACCAAAAACGAAAUUAUCAGCUUGAAGAUUCCACAAAAAAAUGGGAAUCAAAAUCGAAGAAGAAGCAGAAAAUGAACCAAAAUUCCCAGGAUUUCCGUACAAUCCGUACUCGAUUCAGAUCGAUUUUAUGAAGUCCCUUUAUCAAUUUUUAGAUAAAGGCGGCAUUUCCAUGCUUGAAAGCCCUACAGGUACUGGAAAAACUUUAUCUAUCAUAUGUAGUGUUUUGCAAUGGGUUCAUGAUCAAAACCAAAAGGAGAAAUCGAAGUCGAAAUCGGAACUUGAAUUUGAUAAGAGUCGGAAGUUAGAUGAUGAUGGCGGUGGUGAUGAGGAUGAGCCUGAUUGGAUGAGAGAUUUUGUUGUUGCUAGUAUUGAUGAUGAUAAAAGAGAAAAGAAAAAUGCGAAGACGGAGAAAUUAGGGUUUAGGAAGACUAGGGAAGGCUAUAGAGAAACGUUUUCUCGUGUUUUCAAGGAGGGGGAGUGUAAUGUGAAGAAAGGAAAUGCGAGUUUGCUAAAGACAAAGGGUGAGGUGGAGUUGAGCGAUGAGGACUUUUUGUUGGAGGAAUAUGAAAGUGAUGAUGGUGAAGGGGGGACAACUGGGACGGGGAGAUUGAAGAGGAAAGGUGGGGGUUUAGUUAGUUCAUCGAGUGAUGAGGAAAAGGAAAAAGACGGGUAUGAUAAUGAAGAGGAGGCGAAGGAUUUUAGGGUUUAUUUUUGUAGUCGGACGCAUUCACAACUUUCGCAGUUUAUUAAGGAGUUGAGAAAGACUAGCUUUGCUAAUGAGAUAACGGUUGUGUGUUUGGGGUCUAGGAAGAAUAUGUGUAUUAAUGAAGAGGUUUUGAAACUUGGAAAUGCUACACGAAUUAAUGAACGAUGCUUAGAGCUUCAAAACAAAAAGAAAACCGAUGUCCCUAAAAUCAAGAGCAUAAGUAUGGAGGGAAGAGCACGCCGGUCCAAAGUUACUCCUGGUUGUCCAAUGCUUAGAAAACAUAAGCUCCAAAGGCAAUUUAGGGAUGAGAUUUCUCAUGAAGGAGCUCUGGAUAUUGAAGAUCUUGUUCGAGUAGGAAGAAGUAUUGGAACUUGUCCAUAUUAUGGCUCCCGAAGCAUGAUCCUAACAGCUGACCUUGUGGUUCUCCCAUAUCAAUCUCUCCUAUCAAAAUCAUCACGAGAAAUGCUUGGACUGAACUUGAAGAAGAGUAUUGUUAUAAUAGAUGAGGCGCAUAAUCUGGCUGACUCCCUGAUCAGUAUGCAUGAUGCAAAAAUUACAUUGUCAGAGUUGGAUCAUGUGCAUUCCAACAUAGAGAAGUACUUUGCAAGGUUUUGCAAUAUGUUGGGACCUGGUAAUCGAAGAUAUAUCCAAACUCUGAUGGUUGUUAUAAGGGCUUUCCGGCAAACUUUAUGCAGUGAGAAGGUUUUCAGCCAUGUGAAUACUUGCCAAACUGAAGAGAAAGCAGAUGAAGUAAAAGCUGCCUUUGAUACUUCUAUGUCCAUUAAUGAUUUUCUAUUUUCUCUUAAUAUAGACAACAUUAAUUUUUUCAAAUUGCUCCAGUAUAUAAAAGACAGCAACAUUGUCCACAAGGUAAGUGGAUACGGCGAAAAGAUGGCAACUUUGCACACAGAACUGGUUGUUAAUGACAGUGGUGAAUUGGAUGAGGAGCGGAGCGCUCUUUCCAGUUUCCGCUCAUUGCUAGGCAUGUUGGUAUCACUGGAAAAUAAUGAUGGCGAUGGACGCAUAAUAAUCUCAAAAUCAAGAGUAACAUCCUCUGGAAAACAAGGAGGAUUUCUGAAGUAUGUCAUGCUCACAGGGGAAAAGAUGUUCUCAGAGAUUGUAGAUGAAGCACAUGCUAUUGUAAUGGCAGGAGGGACUCUGCAACCUAUUGAAGAGACAAGGGAGCAACUCUUUCCUUGGCUCCCACAAAAUCAACUGCAUUUCUUUUCUUGUAGUCAUAUUGUCCCACCUGAGAAUAUUUUGCCAAUUGCAGUUUCCCAUGGCCCGUCUGGUCAAUCUUUUGAUUUUAGCUAUAGCUCUAGAAGCUCGUUAAAAACGAUAGAAGAGCUGGGGCUCUUGCUUUGCAAUCUAGUGGCGAUUGUUCCUGAAGGUAUCGUUGUAUUCUUCUCCUCGUUUGAAUAUGAAGGAACAGUUUAUGAUGCAUGGAAAACAUCGGGCAUUCUUGAAAGGAUUAAGAAGAAAAAGCGUGUCUUCAGAGAGCCUAGAAGAAAUUCUGAUGUGGAAAUUGUUCUCAAGGAAUACAAGGAAACAAUUGAAACAUUGUCUUCAGCUUCAAAAGAAGACAUCUCGCCUUUCAAUGGUGCAAUAAUCCUAGCUGUAGUUGGUGGAAAGAUUUCAGAAGGCAUCAACUUUAGUGAUGGGAUGGGUCGAUGCAUAGUUAUGGUGGGACUUCCUUAUCCAAGCCCUUCCGACAUUGAGUUGAUGGAGAGGGUGAAGUAUAUUGAAAGUUUGGGAGAGUCAAAUUCUACCAAAAGCCUCAAAAUUUCACCUGGUGAUCAGUAUUUUAGUGGGGAUGUUCAGGCUGCAUUCAGCAUCUUAAGGAGUUGCAAGCGCAGAGGACAAGAAUACUAUGAAAACCUCUGCAUGAAAGCUGUGAACCAAUCCAUUGGUAGAGCAAUACGACACAUAAAUGAUUAUGCAGCAAUUUUGUUAGUUGACAUGCGUUAUGCAUCUGAUUCCUCAAAAAGAAGUUUCUCCCAUCCAACUCACAAGCUUCCACGAUGGAUACAAGAGAGUUUGGUAUCUGCAACCAGCAGCUACGGGGAAGUCCACAGAUUAUUGCAUCGGUUCUUUAAAUUGCACAAGAACAAAAAUUCCCAGUAGAAGCUGCUGUUGGAUUAUGUACAGAAUUUGAAGUAUCAACACAUUAUACAGUCCAGUAUGCUGAAUUGCUGAUGCCACCAUUAAAGAUCCUGGAAAACAAGUUCUCGAUGCGCGUCUCAGCCAGUUUUGCAAGAAGAUAUAAGCUCAGGCCAAGGCAAGUUUCUACAAGAGAUUAGUAUUGAUUUAAUUCCAAGUCUGUGAGUCUGCUGUAAUUGUUAUAAAAGCUCAUAUUCUCUUAUAGUAACACACUUUAACUGUAUUAUAUGGAAUAGGACUCCCUUAGGUUAUAGAUCAAUUACAGCAGAAAAUUCAGAUUGGAUAGAAUUAGUAACAUUAUGUAUAAUUAUUUCAUAGGAAUUUGUUUUUUUGUGAUCCAA
This is a messenger RNA of Mercurialis annua (annual mercury), 3273 nucleotides long. RefSeq lists its product as uncharacterized. Gene Ontology annotation, biological process: nucleobase-containing compound metabolic process; establishment of sister chromatid cohesion. Bases 107 to 2896 code for a protein of 929 amino acids. The transcript is spliced from 9 exons. Gene Ontology annotation, cellular component: nucleus. The record is from RefSeq and is a predicted model, not a curated record. NCBI's taxonomy places the organism in Eukaryota, Viridiplantae, Streptophyta, Magnoliopsida, Malpighiales, Euphorbiaceae. Gene Ontology annotation, molecular function: ATP binding; hydrolase activity, acting on acid anhydrides, in phosphorus-containing anhydrides; DNA binding.